AUGGCAGCAACGGUGGCUCCAAAGAAAAAAGACACCACGCCGGUGACUUUAGGGAUGGAGGAUAACAAUGAUGAGUGGGUAAUAUUUCUUGAUAUUGUUAUACUCUUAUCUCUUCAACUAUCUUCAAUCGUUCGCUUCAAUGUCUCCAGUAGAUUUCAUUAUCUUCAAUCGAUUGAAGUGAAAGAUGCCUAUAUUUUCGAAGUUGAUUUGUUAGGGUUCGUUCACAUCCCUGUGGAGGAGACCGUGAUCUCCUCUUCAUUCCACGAUCCCCACUUCUACUCUCUAUACAUCUCAGAAACUGAGGAUUGGUUCAUUGAUUCCCGUGAGGAAUGGAGAAAAGCCAAACACCUUGAUAAGUUUAUUUUUCUUGGGCAUUCUUUUGGAGGAUAUGUUGUAUCUAAAUAUGCCUUGAAGCAUCCUGAGCAUGUACAACAUCUUGUUUUGGUGGGACCUGCUGGAUUUACCUCAGAAGUUGACCAUAAAUUAGAAUGGCUUACAAAAUCCAGGGCGACAUGGAAAAGAGCUGUUAUGAGCCAUUUAUGGGAAUCUAAUUUUACUCCUAUGAAAGUACCCAGCCUUGAUGUGUGGAGUUUUAUGAUGGAGCUCAUGAUACACAAAGUUACUGCCUUGUCCAUACAUAAGCCUACGAGUGCCAUGAUGCAUCAUGUUGGACAUAGAUUUCAUGAAGUGUUUCAGAUGAAAUAUGGUGACUAUUCUGAUCUUCCUGCAGCAAAAAUCUCAGAGUUGAUGAAAUCUAACAGUUUGGAUAUUGCCCCAUACACAGUCGCUUCUAAGAAUAGUAAAUGGGACUCUAGACGAAAGCAUCAGCAGGAUGAGUAG
This is a messenger RNA of Lactuca saligna, 840 nucleotides long. NCBI's taxonomy places the organism in Eukaryota, Viridiplantae, Streptophyta, Magnoliopsida, Asterales, Asteraceae. The record is from the annotation of a GenBank genome assembly.